Branchiostoma floridae (Florida lancelet) is the source of this 1959-nucleotide messenger RNA. RefSeq lists its product as uncharacterized. The coding region runs from base 312 to 803 and encodes 163 amino acids. The transcript is spliced from 2 exons. NCBI's taxonomy places the organism in Eukaryota, Metazoa, Chordata, Leptocardii, Amphioxiformes, Branchiostomatidae. The record is from RefSeq and is a predicted model, not a curated record.
UUAAACAAUUGGUGCCCAUUUCUAUAUCAUAUGUUUCUUGUUCAUCCGUGUUCUCUCGAGCUCAUCUAGAACACAACAAAGACAGCUAAGAAAAACAUAAGUACUGGGUAAUUAUCAUAGUAUUUCAAUGAGAAAAAAACUGUCUGACACACGCAUAUCCAAUUUUUCCACCGGUCUGACCGGUAUAGUAGGGUGUAUGCCCAAACAGCGAGACAAAGAACACCCAAUCCUGGAUCUUUUGAGUACAUGUGUACACACACAAAAAUCCUCAAUACACCCUUUGGAACAGCGACAACACAUUAGACCAAAACAUGGCGGAUGAUUUGGUCAACUGGCGGUUACUCCUAGGUCUUUUUCUGUUCGGACUAAACCAGUUCUUGGUGAUUUUUGUCAUCAAAACGGCGGGACUGGUCGACAGAGUGUCAUGUGGAAUGGGAAAGAAAUUGGCAAUACGCAGAGAAGUGAGAUUUCACGCAGAAACGGACUCCUUCCCGACAACAGAGGCCAUGGAUUUCAACCGAUUAGAUAACAAACAUCAUAACGUGGUGAAGAGAGCAGAGAGGACUUUGAACAAACUCCAAAAAGACUUCCACGAGAAAGGUCUGGAAAAGUUUUUCAAUGCCAGGAAAGGAAAGUCGCACGGGCACAACACAGAAACACAAAACUUUGGAAAACAACCAGAUGGACACAUCAUGGCAAAAAUUGCAAAACGGACUGGCUUCAACAAAACAAGGAUUGGACACUUGUACGAAAAGGAAGCCGUGAGGAAAAGAAUUUCAGAUAGAAUCUUAUCUAAAACUUGAUAAAUCAGAGCACAAUACUUGACUAUGAUUAUGUUACUGGCUGUCAUAUUGACUGUGAACAGUGAUUAAUAACUCUAUAUUGAGGUUUGUAUGUACUGCGUACAGAUACAGUAGACGCCGCUUAAUUGCACGGCCUAUUUGCCAGUGAAUUUUGUGCAAUUAUCCGGCUGGUGCAAUAAUGCGAAGUUAUCUAGAUGGACCGCACUGAUUGGGGGUUUCGGGAAUCCGUGCAGUUAACAGAAGUGUGCGUUAAUCCGUUGUGCAAUUAACUGACUUCUACUGUAUAUUAAUGAUUGAUUGAUUGAAAACUUUUAUUGUACAUUUUUGCCACUCCGGGCUAAGUAUAGGUUACAACAAGACUUAUUGAAAAGAUUCAGUUAACAGAUACAAAAUGCAACUAUCGUUGGAUAAAUUCAACUUCUUAUCGCUUUUGUGUUAUGGUGGUGAUAAAAGAAUAGACAUGUUUUAUGAUCGAUGGUUCGUCUAGUUACAUUAGGAAUAUGAAUUUUUCUACAGCACUGAGGUGUAUGAAGUAAAUAGGUUUGGUAUAACCAUAUAGAGUUCAUUUCUCUCUACCGUAUACAUUCUACACUCUACUACAAAAUGACAUUCAAUCUCUAUUCUAUUUUAUUAUUCUCUACUCCAUUAUAUUAAUAGGCAAAUAUCUGAAAAGAAUGUUUAGACCUUAGAAACAAUGAUAUAGAUAAUACUCGAGACUCGAGGAGUUCAUAUAUUGAUACUUAGCAUAUGUAUGCACUUGUUUGUUCACAUUAUGUUAGUAGUUAAAGCAGAUCUUACGAAAGUUACAGUACUUUUGCUGUGUCAAUAAGAUCUUCUUAUAUGUAGAACAUGUGUGAAAAUGUGAUUUUAGUCUUUAUUUACUUUUUUCAGUGCCAUGACAUCUUACGUCUAGCUUCAUUCUAAGAUCUAGUUGUCUUUUCCAAGAUUUUCAUGUCUAGAAGACUUUUUCUUAGUUGUCACUUUCCUCUGCACCUGUUCUGAGAAAUAGAGCUCUGAUAAAAGCCCUAAUCAUUGGCCCUUGAAACGACCUAAUGACAUUUGUACCCGGGACGAACAAUAGAUCACGUAAAGUGUGAUCCUCCAUGAGUCAUGCCUUUUCUUCAUUCAAACCCUUGAAAUGCGCCUCCGGCAAUAC